GUCGCCGGACGGCACGAGAUGGCUCGCAAGCGGUCCUGCAUGGUCGGCGAGGCCGUGCUGCCCGACACCGCCCUCAUGAAUCACAGCGCGGCGCAGGGCGUGAACACGACCCUGGAGGAGGCCGCGACAGUCGCCUGGAAGCUCCACAGCGCAGCCGUGGUGCUCGCCUGGGACCUACGCAGGUUGUCCCUCAGCCGGGCCGCCGAGCUGCCUCAGCCAGGCCGCCGAGCUGCCCGUGGGCUGAGCGCCGCAGCGCGGCCGACUCCCUCGCGCCGCACCGCGGCCCAAAUCUGCGUUGCCCGCCGAGCGCUCGGCCCCCUCCCCCCCCCCCUGUCGGGCCAGAGUCGAAGAAGAAAGCGCCAUAG
Prorocentrum cordatum is the source of this 365-nucleotide messenger RNA. NCBI's taxonomy places the organism in Eukaryota, Dinophyceae, Prorocentrales, Prorocentraceae. The record is from the annotation of a GenBank genome assembly.